AUGAGUAACACGCUGCUUCGGGUCUGUCCUUCCGAGUUGAAGAUGCCAUUCGAGCCCAAGAAGCACAAUUCAGCAUGUCUUGAGCUCAUCAACAAGACCGAUCAGUGGGUGGCUUUCAAGGUCAAGACGACAAACCCAAGGAAGUACGCGGUGCGGCCUGCCUCCGGUGUCGUGCCGCCCAGGGGAUCCUGCGGCAUCACAAUUACGAUGCAAGCGCCCAAGGAGAUCCCCCCGGACUACCACCGCAAGGAUAAGUUUCUUGUUCAGAGCAUUGCCGCGGAGGAGGGGACGACGCAGAAGGACAUUGUCCCUGGCAUGUUCAGUAAAGCACCAGGCAAGUUAGUUGAGGAGUUCAAGGUGAGGGUGGUCUAUGUCCCUGCCAAUCCUCCCUCACCAGUGCCUGAGGAAACAGAGGAAGAGGAUGGAUCUCUUGAUUCAGAUGUGGACCAUGAAGUGGGGAGACCAUCGACGUCCAACUCUGCAGCAGGACAAGGGCAUACAUGUAGAUCACAAGCUUCAGAUGCUGAGGAUGACUCUACAUCCAAGUUAGAACUGGAAAGUAGAUAUGCAGAGGAAAACAAGAAGAUUCAGAAAGAGCUGACAGGACCUUUUCAGGAUGACUCUGUAUCCAAGUUAGAAUUGGAAAGUACAUAUGCAGAGGAAAACAAGAAGAUUCAGAAAGAGCUGGAUCUCCUCCGGAAAACAAAGGCGUCGUCUCCUGGGGGCUUCUCGGCGACUUUGGUGCUGCUUGUCUUCUUGUUAUCUUCACUUCUUGGAUACCUGAUGUUCGGAAGCAAAGCUUAG
Miscanthus lutarioriparius is the source of this 804-nucleotide messenger RNA. NCBI's taxonomy places the organism in Eukaryota, Viridiplantae, Streptophyta, Magnoliopsida, Poales, Poaceae. The record is from the annotation of a GenBank genome assembly.